AUGGAUACUGCUUCGCACGAACACUCAGAAAGACUCCAGCUGAGAACAGCUUUGUCUCAAAUCCUCAUGGCCCUUUCCUAUAGAGAUCGGGUUUUACCCGAGUCAUUCUCAUGCUUAGCCACCAUCAUUCUUCUGAUAUGGAGUGUCCUAGCUUCAGCAGAAAUUGGCGGGAACGAGACCGAUCGGUUCGCUUUGUUGGAAGUCAGGGCUCAAAUAGCUGAUCCCAACGGUGUUUUGAGCUCAUGGAAUGAUAGUAGCCACUUCUGCGAGUGGUACGGUGUCACAUGCGAUCGAAUACACCAAAGAGUUGCCGUACUAGACCUGCAAUCGAAGCACCUCUCCGGGGUCGUGGCACCCCAGAUCGGUAACCUGAGCUUUCUGAGGGAAGUCUAUAUGCAGAACAACAGUUUUCGCUCCGACAUCCCUCCGCAUUUUGGACGCUUGUCUCGGUUGCAGAAGUUGUUCCUUAAUAACAACUCGUUCAGCGGACAAAUCCCUUUGAAUCUCUCCUAUUGCUCUAAUUUGCUCGCUCUCAACUUAGGCUACAACAUGCUCAAAGGAAAUUUGCCAACGGAACUCGGCUCCUUGUCCAAACUCCAAGAACUGGUAUUUCAAGUCAACAGCGUGAUGGGAAACAUUCCGCCGUCAUUUGGAAACUUAUCCUCCCUUCAAGUCUUCGGGGCAUCUUUUAAUAACCUUGGUGGUUUGAUUCCAGAGACUCUUGGCCGGCUGAGAAAUCUAAAGAUCUUCGCUCUCGGCGCGAAUAAAUUUGUUGGUAAGAUUCCUAUCUCAAUCUUCAACAUAUCCACUAUGACAAUCCUUGAUGCGGCUGGAAACCAAUUAGAGGGGGCCUUGCCCAGUGACUUAGGCUUCACUCUUUCGAAUCUCGAGAGAAUCAUUUUGAGUGACAACCACCUCACUGGAUCCAUUCCUGAGUCAAUAUCCAAUGCCUCAAAACUCAGCGCAAUCCAAAUGAUGUUGAACAACUUUACCGGGAAAGUUCCUUCUUUCUCAAAGAUGAGAGGACUCUAUCGCUUGCGUAUUGGCGAAAACAACUUAGGAAGCGGGCAAUCUGGUGAUUUAGACUUCCUAUGCUCUUUAACCAAUUCGACAAACUUGAACGUAUUGGGCAUGGCGUUUAAUGCUUUUGGAGGACCAAUACCCGAUUGUAUUUGUAACCUCUCUAUCACCUUUUCACAGUUUGAUUUAGGUGGCAAUCAUAUUUCUGGAACCUUACCUUCUGGAAUUGGAAAUCUCAUCAAUUUGGAGAUCCUAAUAACAUGGGGCAAUAGCAUCUCGGGAAGCAUUCCUUUCGAGAUUGGAAAUCUGAGCAAAUUAAAGAUUAUGGAUCUCAGCCAAAAUAAAUUCUUGGGGCAGAUACCAGAAUCUAUCGGGAAUUUAAGGAUGUUAACCAAAAUGUCCUUAUUUGGCAAUAAUCUGCAGGGCUCUAUACCAUCGUCUCUAGGAAACUGCCAAAAUCUACUUCUCUUAGACCUUUCAACCAACAACCUCAGCGGCCACAUACCCCUAGAAAUUAUGAGCCUCUCAUCUUUGUCAAUUUAUCUUAACUUGUCUCGAAAUAGUCUUAUCGGCUCCCUUCCAGUAGAAGUUGGAAACUUAAAGAAUCUCGGCAAAUUACAUCUUGACGGGAACAAAUUAUCUCAACAGAUUCCAAGCAGUAUUGGCAGUUGUGUAAGCAUGGAAAGCUUAUUUGUGCAAGAUAACUUCUUUGAAGGGCCUCUACCAUUGACUAUGAGUUCCAUGAGAGGCCUUCAGGUUUUGAAUAUUUCCAACAACCGGUUGUCCGGUCAAAUCCCAGUGUAUCUAGAGUCGCUGAAUCUAACAAAUUUGAGCCUAUCGUACAACGAUUUUGAGGGUGCAUUGCCUACUAGGGGAGUUUUUGGAAGUAUCAUCUCAACUUCAAUUGUUGGAAACAAGAAGCUUUGUGGGGGUCUGCCAGAUUUCCUACUACCGAAAUGCGAAUACAAAGAGUCAAAACGGAUAAGAAUAAGCAGAACUGCAAAAGCUCUAAUAUCAACAAUCUUUGCUCUUGGAGGAGUGGCCUACAUGCUCUCUUUAUUAUAUUUCUUCCGGUAUAAACACAAUAAGAAAGCAUCAAUUUCAAGCUCGUCUGAUGAAGGGCUUUUGCAUGUUUCUUAUCAAAAUCUACUGAAAGCAACAUGUGGAUUCUCCUCCACCAAUCUGCUCGGUGUGGGUAGUUUUGGAUCCGUGUACAAAGGACUGCUUGAUCAGACUCAGUCGAUUGUGGCCAUCAAGAUUCUCGACCUUACGCGUCACGGAGCUUCCAAGAGCUUCAUAGCCGAGUGCGGGGCCUUGAGAAGAAUCCGACAUCGUAAUCUCGUGAAGGUACUCACUGCAUAUUCUGGGUUUGAUUUUAAUGGAAAUGAUUUCAAGGCACUGGUCUAUGAAUUCAUGUCGAAUGGGAGCUUGGAUGAAUGGUUGCACCCAAUUGUUUCGCAACAUACAACGAGACGCAAGUUGAGUCUACUUGAGAGAGUGAAUAUUGCCAUUGAUGUUGCUUGUGCACUAGAUUAUCUCCAUCAUCACUGUGAAACGUCUACAGUCCAUUGUGAUCUAAAGCCGAGCAAUGUCCUUCUUAACGAUGAAAUGACCGGACAUGUAGGCGAUUUCGGGCUUGUCAGGUUCCUCCCAGAAGCAACGCAUAAGUUAUUGGCUAAUCGAUCAAGCUCUGUUGGAGUAAAAGGAUCUUUUGGCUACGUGGCUCCAGAGUACGGCUGGGGAAGGGCGGUAUCCACAGAAGGAGACGUGUAUAGCUUCGGAGUUCUCGUAUUGGAGAUGUUCACAGGUAAGAGGCCAACCGAUGACAUGUUUGAAAGCGGGCUGAACCUUCAUCGCUUUGCAAAGACAGCUCUGACAGAUCAAGUGGACAAGGUAAUUGAUCCCGUUCUACUUCAGGAAAAUGAGGGGUCGAAGAAGACACCGGUUGUCGCUCUAGAUGGCAAGAACAAAAGCUGGUUUAGUACUCUGGGGUGUUUGGUUUCAAUCAUCGAAAUAGGAGUUGCUUGCUCUUCUGAGUCGCCAAGGGAACGAAUGGACAUCAGGGAUGCAUUGACUAGUCUCCAAGGAAUCAGGAAGAAACUUCUUGAGUUCAUUGCCAUUGCCUAG
This is a messenger RNA of Rhodamnia argentea, 3147 nucleotides long. RefSeq names its product probable LRR receptor-like serine/threonine-protein kinase At3g47570. The record is from RefSeq and is a predicted model, not a curated record. Gene Ontology annotation, biological process: protein phosphorylation. The transcript is spliced from 2 exons. Bases 1 to 3147 code for a protein of 1048 amino acids. NCBI's taxonomy places the organism in Eukaryota, Viridiplantae, Streptophyta, Magnoliopsida, Myrtales, Myrtaceae. Gene Ontology annotation, molecular function: ATP binding; protein kinase activity; protein binding.